Messenger RNA from Lathyrus oleraceus (garden pea), 2780 nucleotides. Its product is annotated as probable serine/threonine-protein kinase WNK10. The coding region runs from base 567 to 2549 and encodes 660 amino acids. The transcript has 7 exons. Lineage: Eukaryota; Viridiplantae; Streptophyta; Magnoliopsida; Fabales; Fabaceae. Gene Ontology annotation, molecular function: protein serine/threonine kinase activity; ATP binding. Gene Ontology annotation, biological process: protein phosphorylation. The record is from RefSeq and is a predicted model, not a curated record.
AGUUGCAACCUCAUCAUCCAAACUUGUCCUUUUACCUUCAUAUUAAUCCCAAACAAAAAAAACCGCAUUUUGAUUCACCAUACACUUGUUUGUUCCCACCUUCUCUUUCGCACCAACCCUUUCUAAUUUUCUCUCUCUCUUCAUCAAUUCUUACGAACCCCAUUUCUCAUUUUUUCCCCAAUUUUUCACAUUCUUUUAUUUUUCUAUUUUCUUUUACGUAUUAGGUAAUGGGAGACCCUGUAGUAAAUUUUGAACCUUUUUGAGGUUUCGAUUCCUGGGUAUGAUGAAAAAAUGGAUUUUGAGAGAAUUUUUUGUAUGUUGGGUUUUGUUUGAGGAUGCGUUUUUGUUAUGACAUUAGAGGUUGCAAUGUUUUUUGUUUGCAUUUAGCCAUUGCUAUCGAAUGCCGAUGCAAUUUUAAUAUUCGGCAUUCGAUCUAUUGUUGUUGUUUUUGUUGUUCUUCAUUCGAUUCCAACCUUUUCCCAUUCUAGUCAGAAAUAGAACCUCAUCCAAUAAAUUUGAAAAUUUGAUAGUUUGAAAUUUUGUUCUUGUACUUUUUGUAACCGGAAAUGAAUUCUGGUUCUGUUUUAGCAUUGCAUCCCACUGAUAAUGUUUUCAGAACAAGGGAGCUUCUUGAUUUUGAGGAGGAUUUUGUAGAGAAAGAUCCAACCGGCAGGUACAUAAGGUACAAUGAAAUCUUGGGCAGGGGUGCCUUCAAGACUGUUUAUAGGGCAUUUGAUGAGGUUGAUGGAAUAGAAGUUGCUUGGAACCAAGUUAGGAUUGAUGGCCUCUUACAUUCGGUAGAUGAUCUUGCGAAAUUGUAUUCCGAAGUUCAUAUAUUGAAGGCUUUAAAACAUGAAAAUAUCAUUAAGUUCUACGAUUCCUGGAUCGACGAUAAGCAGAAAACCGUUAACAUGAUCACCGAACUCUUCACAUCUGGAAACUUAAGACAGUACCGUAAGAAGCAUAAAUACGUUGAAAUGAAAGCUAUAAAAUGUUGGGCUAGACAGAUUCUUCAAGGCCUAGCAUAUCUUCACGGUCACAAGCCGCCUAUUAUUCACCGAGACUUGAAAUGCGAUAACAUUUUUGUGAAUGGACACCAAGGAGAAGUUAAGAUAGGUGAUCUCGGUCUGGCAAUCGUCAUGCAGCAGCCAACUGCUCGGAGUGUUAUUGGGACGCCCGAGUUUAUGGCUCCCGAAUUAUAUGAAGAGGAGUACAAUGAACUCGUUGACAUCUAUUCUUUUGGGAUGUCAAUGUUGGAGAUGGUUACUCUUGAGUAUCCCUAUAACGAAUGCAACAACCCAGCUCAAAUAUUUAAGAAAGUUACCUCGGGAAUCAAACCCGCUUCCCUUAAUAAGGUGAGUGAUCCUGAAAUUAAGGAGUUUAUCGAGAAAUGCUUGGUUCCUGUAUCCAAGAGAUUGUCUGCAGAGGAGCUUCUUAAAGAUCCAUUUUUACAAAUUGAGAAUCCAAAGGAUCCAUUCCUGUCUCCUAUCAAAACUCCAAUAGCUACAGAUAUUCCCAAGUCUCGUUCUCCAUCUAUGGACAUCGAUGCUGACUACAAACAGUUUUCCGAGAGUAUCUAUGCUGAGAGCAACCAGGAAAUCUUACAUUAUCCUGUUUUUGAAGUCCAAAAGACUAAUAAGAAUAACGAGUUUAGGUUAAAAGGGACUAAAAAUGAUGAUAACUCGGUAUCAUUGACCUUGCGUAUCGCUGAUACAUGUGGUCGAAUAAGGAAUAUACAUUUUCUCUUUUACCUUGAUACGGAUACUGCCGUCUCUGUGGCGUCAGAGAUGGUUGAACAUUUGGAGCUGGCGGAUCAUGACGUGGCUUUCAUAGCCGGCCUUAUUGAUUACUUGAUAAUGAAACUUCUUUCUUGGAUGAAACCGUCACAUGAUCAUAGCUCAGCUGGAGAUAUAAGUCUUCGCAGUGGUUCUACAAAUGUCGAUAGCCAAGUCUCAAUGCCAUGCCCUUGGAGUUCUACUCUAACUAAUGUUCCCUACGAAACAGUUAGCAGUCAAGAUGGCUUUUCCGGGUUUAAUAUAAUACCUCGAGAAGGUUUUGAGACAGUUGAAAAGAGUUAUUCUUACAAAAACGCCGAUAACACUGUUUUCGAGGGUGCCUUCGAUUCUUCUCAUUGUUUGAGUAACUCGGAAGAUGGAUCGGGAACUUCUGAGAUAACCGUUGACGACGCUUCAAUGAAAAACGACAAUUGUCAUGAUUCAAAAUUUCUCGGUGUUGCAUGUUUCAAAUGCCUUAGAAGGCCGAUACCCGAGCUUGAAGCUGGGGAAACGUGUUUCGAAGACUGUAAAUCGCAGGCAACAGAUUACAAUGUUGGUAAAAGCAUUGCGAACUCGGGAUCAACAAAUAUUAUGAGCUUUUUAGGUAGCUGUUGCUCUUCUGUGUCUUACACCGAAAAGGAUAUUGAUCUCGAGUUAAAGCUUGAACUUGAUGCAAUUGAGUCGCAAUAUCAGCAUUGGAUUAAGGAACUCACUAGAAUGAAACUGGAGGCAAUGGAAGCAACAAGAAAGAGAUGGAUGGCCAAGAAAAAGUAGCUGUUCAUUAAUUUUGAGCUUGUUGAUUAAUCAACAAUGUAGCACCUAUACACACUGUGUCGUGUCUGUGUCAAAGUCGUGUCUGGUGUCCAACAAGUAUCUUUGUGUCAAAAUCGUGUAUGGUGUCCAACAAAUAUCUUUGUGUCAAAGUCGUGUCUUUAAUAGUCAACUAACUUCUUUUUACCUUUUUGUUGAAGUUAUUUUAUUGUAAAGUUUAAUUUGUAGAUUGGA